Molecule: messenger RNA, 351 nt
Organism: Perkinsus marinus ATCC 50983
Lineage: Eukaryota; Perkinsozoa; Perkinsida; Perkinsidae
Exons: 1
Source: RefSeq, a predicted model, not a curated record
GUCUCCUUGUGGCCUGUCCAGUUGGAGGCUCUCGAAUUGAAGUCGUCGUGUAUCAGUCUCGCCCAGGAAGACUUCGGGGCAUCUCUGGGUCGUCUAGUUUCCUCCCUACCUCGCUUGAAGAGUCUAUCGUUCAACUGGGCAUUCGUCUUCCCCGGUAAAGGCAACAUUGACUCGGCGGUGGAGGCCUUGACUACUAUGCACACCGUCAAGGACUUGCGUGUGGAUUACCACAGCGGCGCAUCUCGCUUGGGUGAAUUUAUAAAGAAGUUCCCGUGCCUUGAAGCUCUUGAGCUCACGGGCCCGUUAGAGCGGUUGGUGCUUGAGCCGAGUCUCAAUGACGAGGAGAGGUAG